Cornus florida is the source of this 1787-nucleotide messenger RNA. Its product is annotated as ubiquitin carboxyl-terminal hydrolase 6-like. The coding region runs from base 123 to 1574 and encodes 483 amino acids. Gene Ontology annotation, molecular function: protein binding; proteasome binding; cysteine-type deubiquitinase activity. The record is from RefSeq and is a predicted model, not a curated record. Gene Ontology annotation, biological process: regulation of proteasomal protein catabolic process; protein deubiquitination; proteasome-mediated ubiquitin-dependent protein catabolic process. NCBI's taxonomy places the organism in Eukaryota, Viridiplantae, Streptophyta, Magnoliopsida, Cornales, Cornaceae. The transcript is spliced from 18 exons.
AUAUAUAUAUAUAUAUAAAGAGGGGUACAUAACAUAUCUUCUAAGGAACUGCCCUUUCCUGCAAGCAAACAGCAGAUACUCGACGCCUCUCUCGAUCCCGCGUACACCGAAGCUCUGUAAACAUGCCGACAGUGAGUGUAAAAUGGCAAAAAGAGCUGUUUCCAGCCGUGGAAAUUGACACUAGCCAGCCCCCUUACGUUUUCAAAUGUCAAUUGUACGAUCUAACAGGAGUACCUCCUGAAAGGCAGAAGAUAAUGGUCAAAGGUGGCUUACUAAAGGAUGAUGCAGAUUGGUCAACAUUAGGAGUGAAAGAGGGUCAAAAAUUGAUGAUGAUGGGAACCGCAGAUGAGAUUGUGAAGGCUCCAGAGAAGGGCCCUGUUUUUAUGGAAGACCUUCCCGAAGAAGAACAAGUGGUUGCUGUGGGUCAUACUGCUGGCUUAUUUAAUCUGGGGAAUACCUGUUACAUGAACUCCACCGUACAAUGUUUGCAUUCAGUUCCAGAGCUGAAGUCUGCUUUGAUUAUGUAUCCACAAGCUGGAAGAGGCAAUGAUUUGGACCAGUCUUCUCAUCUCUUAACUGUCGCAACACGGGAUUUAUUCAAUGAGCUUGAUAAAAACGUUAAGCCAGUGGCACCAAUGCAGUUCUGGAUGGUAUUGCGGAAGAAAUAUCCUCAAUUUGGUCAGCUGCACAAUGGAUCUUUCAUGCAACAGGAUGCUGAAGAAUGUUGGACUCAACUUUUAUACACUCUCUCUCAGUCUCUCAGAUCACCGAGUUCCAGUGAAAACCUGGAUGCUGUGAAGUCACUUUUUGGUAUUGAACUUGUUAGCAGGGUACAUUGCGAAGAAAGUGGUGAAGAAAGCUCAGAGACAGAAUCGGUUUAUGCACUUAAAUGCCACAUAUCACAUGAGGUGAACCAUUUGCAUGAGGGGCUAAAGCAUGGCCUGAAAUCGGAUUUGGAAAAGGCUUCUCCUUCUUUAGGGCGCAGUGCAAUUUACUUGAAAGAUUCACGUAUCAACGGCUUGCCAGGAUACUUGACUAUUCAGUUUGUCCGGUUUUUCUGGAAGAGAGAAUCGAAUCAGAAGGCAAAGAUUUUGCGGAAAGUGGAUUAUCCGUUGGAGUUGGAUGUUUAUGAUUUGUGUUCGGACGAUCUUCGCAAAAAAUUGGAGGCUCCUCGCCGGAUUCUAAGAGACGAGGAAGGUAAAAAGCUUGGUUUGAAAACCAGCGAGAAGAGCUCUGGUUCAAUAAAUACUGAUAUCAAGAUGCCUGAUGCGGAGGGAUCAUCAAAUGGUAACGGAGAAUCAUCUAAAGCUACGUCACAAGGAGGGGAUCUGCCUGACAAGGAUAUGCACUUGACUGGAAUAUAUGAUUUGGUUGCUGUGCUUACUCACAAGGGUAGGAGUGCUGAUUCAGGGCAUUAUGUUGCUUGGGUCAAGCAAGAAAGUGGGAAAUGGAUUCAGUAUGAUGAUGACAACCCAGUCCCGCAACGGGAGGAAGAUAUCACAAAACUUUCAGGAGGAGGCGAUUGGCAUAUGGCUUACAUUUGCAUGUACAAGGCCCGAGUCGUUCCCAUGUAAUUUUUUUUUUCUUCUAAUCUUUGAUAUAGAUUGGAUUAUAAGUUGGGUUACAUUGCCAUGGGACUUCCACAAUUAAUGAAGGUUUAUGAAAAUAGAUUUUAUAUAAUUUGAUUGUUGUACUAUUACGUGUGUUAAAUAUACGAGUGCCAAAACCUAUGUAUUUUCGGUGUUAUAUUUCCCUUCUAAAUUGAUUAUACUCCAUUUUAAUGUGAA